Messenger RNA from Diaporthe citri, 576 nucleotides. RefSeq lists its product as uncharacterized. Gene Ontology annotation, cellular component: TRAPP complex. The coding region runs from base 1 to 576 and encodes 191 amino acids. The transcript is spliced from 3 exons. Gene Ontology annotation, biological process: endoplasmic reticulum to Golgi vesicle-mediated transport. Lineage: Eukaryota; Fungi; Ascomycota; Sordariomycetes; Diaporthales; Diaporthaceae. The record is from RefSeq and is a predicted model, not a curated record.
AUGACGGUCUACUCUUUUUACAUCUUUGACCGCCACACGGAAUGUGUCUUCACCAAGAAUUGGCUCCCGCCCUCCCAGCAGGCUGCCCUGCCAGCCUCGGCCUCGGCAGCAGCAGCAGUCGCAGCCACAUCGACCUCUGACACGCGGCCCUCCACCGCCGUCAACGGCGUGCCCACGACAGCACCACCGGCAGUAGCACCAGCACCCGCGACGGCGGCAGCGGCAAAGACCAAGAGCACCCGUGCCCAGAACGACGCCAAGCUCAUCUUCGGCACCGUCUUCAGCCUGCGCAACAUGGUCCGCAAGCUGGGCGGCGACGACGACGCCUUCAUCUCCUACCGCACCGGCCAGUACCGCAUGCACUACUACGAGACCCCGACCAACCUGCGCUUCGUCCUGCUGACCGACACCGCCACCAUGAGCAUGCGCAACGUCCUGCACCAGAUAUAUAUCAACCUCUGGGUCGAGUACGUGGUCAAGAACCCCCUCGCCCCCGUCGAGCACAAGGGCGGCGCCGGCAUCACCAACGAGUUGUUUGAGAUUGGUCUCGACCAGUUCAUCAGGGGCCUCCAAUGA